AACCUAAUUGGGGAGAUUUGAGAGAGUCGAUUGUGAAAUUCUUCAAUUUGGAUUUCUACUAGGGCACAACUUUGAAGGAUUUGACGUUUCCUAUUCCAAUUGCUUUACUAAGCCUGCGUUAAUUCAUUUAGAGGAGCGUGUUUGCGGAGCUGACAAUGAACAAUAGCGACAAGAAGAAGAUGAAGAAGAGGAAAGCUUCAAUCGAUGCCAGAGUUGAUGCUGAGACUGUUGAAAUGAAAGAUGCAACACCGAAAACAAGCGGAGGAAAGAAAAAGAGUGAUAGAAAGAGAAACAGGAGCGCGGCAGCUGGAAGAGAUGCUGAAAACAUUGUUCCUAGCGUUACUGCCGGAAUUGAAGAUGCAGUUUCUGAUAGAGAGCCAAGUGAGGCGAAAUUGCUGAAACAGAGGAAAAAGAAGAGGAAAAAUGUUGUGAGUAUUAGCCACAUUGAUGAAUCCAAUGGCCGAAAUGAUGCUUCGGAAGAAUGCAAUGAUUCUAUAACCAAAGAACAAUUUUCAGUUUCUGGAAAAAUUAGCAAGGGUGAUUCUGUAAGGAAUGGCAAGAAAGGUAAGUCGAAAAAUCGUGAAAGUAAGAAAAAGAAAAGGCAGCUAGUGUCAAAUAAUGUAACCUCGGAUGAUUUGCUGGAAACAAGAGAAGAAAAUGCAGAAGAUGAAGUUUAUCAGAUGUCUUCAGGCGAUGAAGAUUACUCUAAAGGAAUGAAAAAAUGGAUCACACACUAUCAUCAGAGUAGACCUGGACUGAAUGUUCUGCAAGAGAGGAUUGAUGACUUCAUAAUGGCUCACGAGGCAAGAGAGGAGCAGGCUAAAGCAGAGAAGCUGGCCCAAGCUGCAGAAGGUGGAUGGACUGUUGUUGUGCAUCAGAAAGGUCGUAAGAAGACGACUGAAUCUGAGAGUGGAAUCGCUGUUGGUUCUGUGGCCCAAGCUGCUGUCCUAGACAAGAUGGGAAAGAAGAAAAAGAAGGAAGUUGGCCUAGAUUUCUACCAGUUCAACAGAAGGGAAGCACACAGAAACGAGAUCAUGAUGCUGCAAAGCAAAUUUGAGCAGGAUAAAAAGCGGAUACAACAGAUGCGAGCUGCGAGGAAAUUCCGCCCCUAUUAACUGCUUACGCCUCAAGUUUCAGAGAUAAUGUUUGGAUUUUAAGUUUUCGCUUGUUGUAGAUUUAAGGUUGGGUUGAGUUGAGUUGUAUGAAUGGAGUUAGAGAUUUAUAGGUUCACUCUGGAAAGCAUUGUUGUAGCUGCUUCACCUGUACCAAUUGGCUCUGAAGAUGUACUGAUUUAUCUGCGCAGGAACAUACAAUUCGAAUUUUAAAGAGAGAGUUUGAAAACA
This is a messenger RNA of Salvia hispanica, 1343 nucleotides long. RefSeq lists its product as uncharacterized. Gene Ontology annotation, cellular component: CURI complex; UTP-C complex. Gene Ontology annotation, biological process: ribosomal small subunit assembly; rRNA processing. The record is from RefSeq and is a predicted model, not a curated record. Lineage: Eukaryota; Viridiplantae; Streptophyta; Magnoliopsida; Lamiales; Lamiaceae.